UCAGGCUGAGGCAAUAUUUGUGAAAGAUCUGAAUCCUAAAAAUGCCCAAACUGCUGUUGAAUGGCAUCACUGUUGACUUUCCCUUCAGUCCUUACAAGUGUCAGGAAGACUACAUGUCCAAAGUAAUUGAAUGUCUUCAAAGGACCAAAGAUGUGCAUCUUGGGGUCCAGAGAGCAACUUUGUGUAAAUACUGAAGUGAUGAAACAAGAAAACAGUUUCAUGAAGAUUCACUUGUGCAGAACCAAAGUGACAUCCCGUGCCUGUCCAUUUUAUAAUAAUGUUGAAGAGAAAAGUACAGAAAAAACCCUAACAGACUGUAUCUUGGAUAUUGAGGAUCUUGUGAAAAAUGGAAUCAAACAAAGGGCAUGCCCUUACUUCCUGUCUCGGGCCUUGAAGCAGCAGGCUGAUAUCAUAUUCAUGCCUUACAACUAUUUGCUAGAUCCAAAGAGUCGGCGAGCACACAGCCUAGAUCUGAAGGGUGCUGUAGUGAUAUUUGAUGAAGCUCACAAUGUGGAGAAGAUGUGUGAGGAGUCUUCUUCAUUUGAUUUAACACCAUAUGACUUGGCCACUGGAAUUGAUGCAGUUAACAUGGUGCUUGAAGAAAGGGCAAAGACCAUCCAGGAGACUGUCGGCUCAGAGUUCGUACUGGAGGGUACCAGUUCAGUUGGAUUGAAUUUGGAGCUAAGUGACCUCGCAAAAAUUAAACAAAUUCUUUUAGACUUGGAAUGUGCAAUUGACACUGUUGAGGUGCCAUCAAAUGGUUACGGAACUACAAAACCAGGAAGUUUCAUCUUUGACUUGUUUGCACAAGCAAAAAUAACAUUCCAGACUAAAAGUUCAAUUUUAGAAGCACUCGAGCUUAUCACCCAGUUUUUAGCAGACCGUACUGGAGUAUUUACCAGUAUAUCUGGUCUGCAGAAGCUUAUGGAUAUCAUCCAGAUUGUUUUCAAUGUUGACCCAGAAGAGUGUUUGUCUUCAUCUGCAGUUGGAAAGAACAUUUCAAAGUAUUACAAGGUUCAUAUUCAUCUUGACCACAGCAGUCAAAAGAAGAAAUCGCGGUCUGACUUAUGGACCACAUCAAUCACCAAAAAACAAGGAAAGAUUCUGAGUUACUGGUGCUUUAGUCCGGGGUUCAGCAUGCAUGAGAUUAUUCGGCAAGGUGUGCGUUGUGUCAUCCUCACUAGUGGAACACUUAGCCCCCUGUCCUCCUUCACAUCAGAAAUGCAGAUGUUCACCACAGACUACAUGUCAUCACUGGGAAAAACAUUAAUUAACAUUGGUCGUGUUGUUCCACAUGGUCUGCUGGUGUUUUUCCCAUCAUACCCUGUUAUGGAAAAAACUUUGGAACACUGGAAAGAUACUUCCCUUUCCAAACGAAUAGAAGAAGUAAAGUCAAUAUUUGUUGAAACAAAAGGGAAAGGAUCUUUCACUGAGAUGAUUGAUGGGUACUAUGAGAAAAUUGCUGAUCCUGAGUCAAAUGGAGCUGCAUUUUUGGCUGUGUGUAGGGGUAAGGCCAGUGAAGGUCUGGAUUUUGCUGACAUGAAUGGGCGUGGUGUCAUCAUUACAGGAUUGCCCUUUCCACCUAGAAUGGACCCUAAAGUUGUCUUGAAGAUGCAGUAUCUGGAUGAAUUGAGAGGCAAAACUUGGGGAGGAAUGCAGUACCUUUCAGGCCAGGAGUGGUACCGACAGCAAGCAUUACGGGCUGUAAACCAGGCCAUUGGCAGAGUAAUACGCCAUCAGAAUGAUUACGGUGCUAUCUUCCUCUGUGACCACAGAUUUACAAACACAGAUGCAAUAGCUCAUCUUUCUCUGUGGAUUCGACCUUUUAUAAAGAUUUAUGAUAACUUUGGCCAUGCAAUCCGAGAUGUAUCUCAGUUCUUUCGAACAGUUCAGAAAGUGAUGCCUCUUCCAAAAGUUAAAGCUGUUGCUGGCAGUGAUUCUAUGAAUACUUCUCAUGGUGUUUCCAGUCUAUCUUCUGUGCCCUUAUGUAAAAGUGUAGGGCUAAAGGAAGCUCGGACAGUCAUCUCACAUGUUAAAAGUCUUAAAAGGAAAAGCAGUGACAUAGGUGAUUUAUGCUGUAAUCGAGAUGGCCUAAAUGCACUUUGGGGGGAAUAUGCAUUAAACAGAGCAUUGUUGAAGAGAAAACCAGCAAGUCUUUUAGAUGCACUGGAACAUACAGAGAGAAGAAUGGGACAAGAAGGUGCAGAGGCAGUACAUGGGGAAGAAAAGGCCAUGAGGGUGUCCACUUUAUCUCUACAGCAUGACAAAAGAUUGGCUGAUGAGCAAAAAGGUGGAAAGAAGAAAAUCAAACUUGUUCAAAACCAUGAUGAAGAGUUUCCUAUGCCUGUUGAACACACAAAAGUGGGAAAGGCAACGUUUUUCAUGGCAGCAGUGCAAAAGGCCUUGAGUCAGGCAAACUACGAAUGCUUCACUAAAAUAAUGCAUAAGUACAAGAACACAGAUGAUUUUGACUCUAUGCUUUCUGAAAUGGCAUCUCUCUUCAUUGAAGACCCUAAGAAGCAUAUUUUACUCCGUGAAUUUUAUCAGUUUAUUCGUCCUCAUCACAAGAAGCAAUAUGAUGAAGCAUGCUGCAGUCUAACUGGAAAAGGAUGUGGCUACAGACCUGAGCAUAGUUUAUCAAAGGAAGAGAGAGAGACAUUAACCCAGCAGCAGCAGCAGAAGGGCACCGGUAAUAUAACUGAUACAGCAGAUACCAAGUUUGUCUCCGCAGAGAAUUCUGUGAAGCAGCUCAAUACGUCAGUACAUCUCAACAAAGGUCUAGCCCAUCUUGACCAGAGUGUACAAUGCAGAGCUGAGAAGAGCAAACCAGCAAAUCCUGUCACUAAAAGCAAGCCUGAAGUGGAAUCAUGCAGCACACAGGGAGGGAAGAACAACUCAAAGGCAGUGCUGGCAGCAUAUCUAUCUGAUGUGAAGAAGGCUUUAGAACCAAAUGACUACAGUCGCUUUUCUGCAGCACUACAGGCGUACAAAAAAGCUGAUAAUUAUAAUGUCAUGGUAGCAGAGGUGGUAUCCCUUUUUACUGAAAACGCCAAAGAUAUUAAUUUAUUAAGGAAGUUUUGCAUGUUUGUGCGACCACACCAUCAACCAGAGUUUCUUCAAGUUUGUAAGGAACUAACUGAAAUGAAUAGCACGUCAUCUGUGGAUGGGAAUACCUCUGUGAGAGAAGAGGAUGUACAGCCUGAGAGUUCAACCAUUAGAACUGAGCAAGAGAGCAUAGAUUAUGACAAAGCUGGUUACCAAUGUGUUAGUUGCAGAAACCAGAGUACUGUUCCUUUUAAAUGCCAGACAUGUGAUUUCACCUGUUGCAAAGCUUGCUGGGAAAAUUGUUUAAAGGAAGUUAGCAAGUGCCCAAAGUGCCAAGCUGCCACCAAGAAAAGGCAUCUUUUUCAGGUGUUCUUCACAGGAAGGAAUCAAAACAUUGUGUAACACACAUUGUGCAAUGCUGGACACAGAAGCACGGUCAAUGAAACAGGAUUCCUGUAUGUUGUCAGUCUUGACAUUUGACAAUUUAAACCAUGACGUCUGGUAUCUUCAUUGUUGUUAUGGAGUCAGAGUAUUUUAACACACAGUCAAAUAUUUAUCUUGAGCCCCAUGUUUAUCCUAUGGAUGCUGUAAAACAGUGUGUGUUUUUUUCAAAUAGAUGCAUUCAAAUGGGAGGGAUUAAAGAAAAUGGCUAAGCUAUAGAUGAAUUACAAUAUAACUGGAGAAAAAGUACCUUAUUUAUCUUCACACAUUCAUACUGGUAGAUUUGUAGCUUUCCUUCAUUUCUUGUAUAGCCAAUUCUUUGUGCUUUACAUAUUUUAUAUAUAACAGUAAAUAGUACUAGGACAUAAUGAUCCGUUAAAAUUGUGUAUGAAAAUAAAAUUUGUAAACUCUU
Protopterus annectens (West African lungfish) is the source of this 3898-nucleotide messenger RNA. It is a transcript of the gene RTEL1, whose product is annotated as regulator of telomere elongation helicase 1. Lineage: Eukaryota; Metazoa; Chordata; Ceratodontiformes; Protopteridae. Gene Ontology annotation, biological process: telomeric loop disassembly; DNA replication; DNA repair. Gene Ontology annotation, molecular function: ATP binding; DNA polymerase binding; hydrolase activity, acting on acid anhydrides, in phosphorus-containing anhydrides. The record is from RefSeq and is a predicted model, not a curated record. Gene Ontology annotation, cellular component: nucleus.